Molecule: messenger RNA, 762 nt
Organism: Vicia faba (fava bean)
Lineage: Eukaryota; Viridiplantae; Streptophyta; Magnoliopsida; Fabales; Fabaceae
Source: the annotation of a GenBank genome assembly
AUGUCUCCAUCAUCAAACUUCAUUUCUCUCCUUCUCUUCACAACCCUCUUGCUACCUCUUCAAACCAUAGCCAGAGACAGUGAAUUCUUCAGCAAAGUCACUCAUUUCAACAAAGAAACACAAAUCCCCAACAAAGAAGAAUCAACAACCCUCACAAACAAACCAGAAAACCAACAACCAUCUUUCAUCCCUCAAACUGAAAACAACAGCUAUGGUUUAUAUGGCCAUGAAUCCGAUCACCUUCCAACCACCACCGCAACGAACUCCGAGUUCGAAAACAACAACAAGUACUACAACAAUGAUGCCUAUAACACAAACUAUUACAACAAGGAUCCUUUUGGAAAUAGUCAAAAUGAGUUGAGUGACACAAAGUACAAUGGAGAAGGUUACAAUUACAACUCCGUGAUGGAAAAACAAAACAACAAUGAAAGACCAUUCCACAACAACAAUAACAACAACAAUAACUAUUACAAUGUUGAGAAACAAGGGAUGAGUGACACAAGGUUUUUGGAAGGUGGAAAAUAUUUCCAUGAUAUUAACAAUGAGAAAUACAACCCAACAACGUACGGUGAUUCAUAUUCCAGAGGAGUUAACACAAAUAAUUGGUACCACAACAAUGGUAACAGCUAUAACACUGACAACAAUGGUAACAACAAUGGUUACAACAAUGGAUACUACCAGAAUAACCAUGGAAGCUACAAUGGUUAUAAGAACCAAGUUGUGAAUCAGUUUGAAGAUGAACAAAAUGAGUUUGAGCCAUGA